Molecule: messenger RNA, 5562 nt
Organism: Passer domesticus (house sparrow)
Lineage: Eukaryota; Metazoa; Chordata; Aves; Passeriformes; Passeridae
Product: mas-related G-protein coupled receptor member H-like
Exons: 1
Coding region: 2040-2984 (314 amino acids)
Biological process (GO): G protein-coupled receptor signaling pathway
Cellular component (GO): membrane
Molecular function (GO): G protein-coupled receptor activity
Source: RefSeq, a predicted model, not a curated record
AAUUCCCAGCUCAGUUUUCUUUCUUGGAGCCAGGGAAUGUUUUGGCAAUGAUCCCAGAGCUCUUCCCAGAAGGGGUGUUGUUUCUGAGAGGCACCCAGAUGCUUGCACAGUGCUGUGAGCACUUCCAGCACUGCCAGCAUUCCAGCGCCACCAGCAGCACCAGCAGCUCUCUGCUGCUGGAGGGACAAUGACCCCUCAGGGUAGAUAAAGGAGGAAUGGUAGAAACCUGCUGAGAGAGGGAAAGCGUUUGGAGAAUGUCCCAUUUGGAAGAGUGUUUUUAAUCACGAGGAAAUGAGAAGCCAUUCAAAGAAAUCUGCAUGUCGAGCUACUUCCUCUCUGGCAGGAAAAAUGUUCAAGACAAAUAACUCCCAGGAAGUGAAAUUCUGACGUAGCCAAAGAUUUAAUUUCUGACUCUCCCGGUGAGCCUUGCGAAACAAGGGCAGGACAGGGGACAGAGAGAGCCAGCAGGAUGGGAAUGGGGAGCUCCUGGUGAUCUGGGCACUUUCUCCUUCAUGUCACUGACCUGCCAGGAGCCGCUUUAGGACUUGGAUCCCAAAGGAGCAAGAGGGACCAGGAAGCACCGCUGAUCUGCACAGACCCCUUUGCCUGCUGCUGCCCCACAGGGAACAGGUCAGUGGAAUCGUUUCCUUCCUCCCUACCCCACCUUCCUCUCCUGCUGCAGCUGCUCUCUUCCUGCCACCCUCUCCCAGUGACCGCAGUGCCCUCCCCAAGCCCUCUCUUUUCCUCUGCAUCCCGUCUCUAUCCUAGUACUGAAAAGGGCCAGAACAAACUUUCUAACACAAUGCAAAGCAUGAGGAAGCAGGAAUUCUUUACCUGCACAGGACACAGAUGGAUGUCCUCUUGUAUUGUGUGUAUGGUGAGACUUUACAACAGGGUAUUAAUCGAUUAUAACUAUAUGUAGGCAUUGAAAAGUUUUCUUUUCUAAUAAACACCAUUUUCCUAGAACUCAUUUCCAUGCAUUCACCCUCCUCCCAGAACUCAUUUUAUGAUCCUGGAGAUUUAUAAAGAGGGGUCUCUCUGGUGGUCAUAUUCAAUGAAUGCUGCCAUAUUAAAGGUGGCCUUGCCUUGAACUUUUCCUCUGGCCAUGCACUCUUGCCUCUUGUUCCAGAACUUGCCACAAACCACUGCAGGCCUCCUUAUCUGUUUCUGCACUGGUUCCAGCCACGUUUAUCCUCCUGUGUGCCAGCCUUUACAUCCUGUGAGAAACAACCACCCACUUUUUAAAAUUUUUAAAGGUUUAUUAAACCUGAACAAAAAAUACAGCAAAAGGAGUAAAUAAGGAGAAGCAGGCCGGGGAGCUUCCCUCAUGGCUGCCUACCACGUGGCGGGCUCACCUGCAAGAUGGAUGCUUCUCCUUUGAUAGCCCCGGGGGUUGCAUCAGCUAAACCUGGCCCCUCCCAAAGUCUGUCUGCCAACUCUUCUUUGUGUGUAUUGGUGGAGCCUGCUUUCUUGCACCUUGACUGGAGGGCCAGGUGUUGUCAUGCUGCAUCUCCACCCCCAGCAACAAACUUUGUACACCCCUUCUUUGUACCUGUCCUAGAUGACUCAGGCUGUCUGACGGCAGCAAUACAGAGGGGGUAAAAGGGGACUAUGGAGACAACAGGAAACAUCUAAACUGACUAUAAUAGCAUAAUUUUACAUCAAUGAAGCGUCUCUUAAUAUUCACGCACUAUUCAUCCCUUAACUGUGAGAGCCAAUCAUUAUCUAUCUAUAAAACAUGCUUUUAAAAUUUGGACCCUUUGCUUUUGAACAACUUCGGAAGAACUGAGUAUGUUUAUUCUCUAUGCUAUUUAUCAGCCUCCUGCCAAACAGCCCAACCCUCCCACCUCUGUCUCCCGUCCCACAAUUUCCACCACCCUCCUCCCCUGCACAUCUUACUCCUCCCCACUGAAUCCUUCCCACUGCAGUGAGCUGCUGAGGAGCCGCAUGGUCCAUCCCUGAAUUCUCCAAGCACUGACUGCCCAUCCACUCUGACCACAGCCAGGAGCCACAUCCCACUGCCUGCCCAGCAUCCAUCCAUGGAGGUGACCACAGUGUCCCCCCCUGCCAAUUCACCCACUGAUAGACACGAUCUAUGUGAGACAGAUGCCAGCGAUGUGGCCAUACACAGUGUGACACUGCUCAUCUGCCUCUGUGGGCUGGCUGGGAACGGGGCUGUCAUCUGGGUCCUCGGGUUCCGCAUUCAGAGGGACACCAUGAAACCCAUCACUGCCUACAACCUUGACCCGGCCAUCAUCAACUUCCUCUUCCUCAACUUCAUGGUCCCCUCCGCUCUGCUUUUCCUGCUGGAGGAUUUCUCCUGCUCUGCCAUCAUGUCCCCAGCAUACAUUCGCUUCCUUUUCCUCCUCUUCCGGAUGUUCUACAGCGUCGGGCUGUACCGGCUGACAGCCAUCAGCAUCGAGAGGUGCAGGUCCGUGCUCUGCCCACGUGGGCUCUUCUGCCACCUUCCCCAGGACCUGUCAUGGGUGGUAGUGAGUGCCGGGCUCUGGGCCCUUUCCAUCACUGUCAUUGCUGCCAUUUCUGCAGUGACUUCCCUGUGCGAGUCACAGGAACACAAGCUCUGCUGGGGGGCUCUCAUCUCCCUGUACAUCCUCAACUUCCUCGUCUUUGCUCCAUCCAUGGUCAUUUCCAGCAGAAUCCUGUUCAUUCAUUUCAAGGGAAGCUCCCAGCAGCAGCGAUCCAAGAAUCUUGACAUCAUUGUCUUCCUCGCUGUGCUCCUCACUCUCCCCCUCAGUCUCUGGAAUUUCCUGCAGCAGCUCGGCUACACCGCUGUGUUCCCCCGGCUUCUUCUCCUCUUUGCCUGCAUGCACAGCAGCAUCAACCCCUUCAUCUACAUCUCAGUAACAAAGUGCUGGAGGCGCUGCUCCAUGGAGUCCCUCAGGGAGUGCCUGCAGGAGGUCUUUGAGGAGCCAGAAGAAAGCACUGCCCCCAGUAAUGAUGCCACCAGGGACACGGGGGUCUGAGCCUGUUGAGCCCUUCAACUGCCCCCAUGCAGGAGCAUGGGGCAGUGUCUGAGGUUUUCCUUGAGCCACCAGAUUAGUAAAUAUCCAUAGUGUCACCCUCCUGCUCUAUAUUCCUGCAGGAAAAGGAAGCAGAGGCAUUUGCUAAGGGCCAUGUGGGAUGCAUGCUCUACACUGAGCACACUGGAGGAUGGUUGGAGCUUUGAUCCUCCUUCACAUGUCCUAGAGCACUGUUCCCCAAACGCAUCCUUACCAACACAGCUCUGAUCCCAGAAUUCCCCCUGGCAUGCUGGCACCUGGUUCUUGCCUCCCACUGAGGUCUGAUAUCAAUAAACAGCACCGUAAACCCUGAGCUGCCUUUGCCCCCUCUGCCAGCGCCUCCCAGCUUCCUCUGGCUCCUGCUGCGAGCUGAGAAUAUGGCUGGAGGGAGGGGACCGAGAGGUAGUUAGCCACAGGAAUGUUGUGAUUGUUUAGAAAUUUCAUAAUGAACUAUGUUUAAUUAGUCAAGGCAUACUUGCCUGUGGUUUUUUAGCUGGUUUUGAUUUAGAUCUGUGUUGGCUGAGUGUCAGUAGAAAACUCUAUCAACCUAUAGCCCUUAGAGAACUUACUGAAUAGAUGGAGAAAAAAAAAACAAUAAAGUAUUUUUAAUGGUUAUGAUAUAACUAGAAAUAAUUGGAUGUCAUAGAAUAAGAAUGAUAUCUUGAGAGAAUUAGGAAUUCAGAGGCCUAUACAUACCAAAAGAUGUGAUUAAAAAAUUGCAAGAGAUAAAUUGUAAUGGCAAUAAAAGAGCCAUUUCCUAAGCUUGUAAACCUCAGAAAACUUAAUCAGUGGGAAUUAUCUAACCAAGACAUCAAAUUUAAUAAAACAUUGUUUACUGGGAAAAAAAACCAUAUUAUCCAUUCAAUUAAGAUAGAUGGCAUAUUCUGGUAGUAAUUAAAAGAAACAAUACACCUAUACCAUGAUGUAAGAAAUUAGAAGCACUUUUGGGAGUAUUUAUAAGUAAUCUUGGAUAUGAUAGUGCAUAAAAAUGCCUGAAAAGUGUUGUUUAUUUGAACCUGUCUAUGGCAAAUAUAUUUCCAAUAUGUUCACAAUUUUGACUCAAAAUUGUUACUAGUCCAACACGCUUUUGCUGUUAGACUUAAACGUCUUGGUGUCUGAGGGGACACAGCCAUGGCUUGUGUUCCCUGUAGCAGUCAUAAUCCCCAGUGACCAGAGCUGGGCUGGCACAGCCGGCAUGGACACGAUGGCCCAGGGGCUCAGCAUUGCCCACCCCGAGUGCUCUGUGAGUGUCACAGCAGAGAUCUCCCCAGAGAUCUUUAAUUUUUAAUUUUGUGAGCCAGGUGCAAAGGUCGCUCUGCCUUCAGAAAUUCUUCCUCUCCACGGCCUUCAGCUGCUCCCUCUGCAGGCAGCAAGGAGAGGAGGAGGUCAUGGUCCUCACCACAGCCACUCCCUUCCAAGAGCAGGGUGACACCUGUGUUUGUCACCACGGGCUCCACGGGGCAUCACCUGCCUCCCUGUGGCUUUGCUGUGGUCACCAGCCCCACCACAUCCCACAUCUUCUCUCCAGCCCCACCACAUCCCACACCUCCCCACCACACCUUCCCACCAGCUCCUUCAUGUCCCACACCUCCCACACCAACCUCCCAUCCCACUCCCCAUGCAGCCCACCCAUUCCCGUCCUUCCCAUCCCUCCCAGCCCCGUGCCUGAGGCUCCAGUCCCUGCCCAGGGGCUGCUCACCCCAGGCUGCCCCGUAAGGCUUUGGGGCAGUGCUUCUCUUGGAUUUGCCUCUCCCAGCUUCAUCCCUGGGGUCCAGCCCCCCAAACUCCUUUGGACAGAAACAAGAGGCAGUAGAGGGAUGGCUCCACUGUCAUUCAUUGGGGCAGAGAAGCAUGGAAUUGCCUGGAGGAGUGGAAGCACUGCUGGGGGUCCCGUGUGGGGCAGGAGAGGAGCGGGGAUGUCUGGAGGGGAAGGCAGCCUGGGGGGAAUUUCUAGAGGAUGUCAGAGGGGGGCAUGAUGCCUUAGGAUUUUGGCCUUUCUAUUUUUCAAAUCCUGUACUGCAUUAGUGCAUAACUCUAAACUCCAUAUAAAGUGCUAGUUAACUGUCUUCACCUUUUGGUCAAAUAAAACAAUCCCUCUAGGCCUGAAUUCAAGGACACUCUGCUGAGUGAGGCUGGAAAAGUAUAGAGAAAAGUGAAUUGAUGGAACGCAAACUGGGGGUAAAUGACUUCAUUACCUGAAGCUGUAAUUGGAGGAUUAAGCCCUGGUUUGUUAAUGGACCAAACUUAUAUCUGUCUGAAAAACUCGUGACCAUUGUCCAUUUUGGGUGUAGCCCCUCUGAGAGUCUUUGACUGCCCAAGGUGAACCUUCUGAAGGCCUUUCAGAAAUGCCUGCUUUUAUUCUCUUCCCCUUGUCUGGCCUCUGUUCCUGGGAGCCACCCCAAGGCAUCAGGCAGACAGGGGCUGGAGGGGGCAGGAGGGCUCUGGGUGCCACCAAUGCCAAAUCUCCCACUGGACAGCAGCAGAGCCCAACAGGCCACACGUGCAGCCAGGGAGUGACCUCUGACUGGGAAACCAUCGGGAU